Dreissena polymorpha is the source of this 747-nucleotide messenger RNA. RefSeq lists its product as uncharacterized. Bases 157 to 747 code for a protein of 196 amino acids. NCBI's taxonomy places the organism in Eukaryota, Metazoa, Mollusca, Bivalvia, Myida, Dreissenidae. The transcript is spliced from 5 exons. The record is from RefSeq and is a predicted model, not a curated record.
AUUUACUUCGAUUUGCCGUUUGCCAACAUCUCGUACAAUAAUAGUUGAAUACAAAUAUAUUUUGUUUUGUACAAUACUGGUCAUCUUUUUACAAAAACUGAGCAAGUAAAUACAUUUUUAAACAUAUUAAAUUUAGACACGUCGACGACAAACCCAAUGAGCCAAAGACCUUCCACAUCCAUGACCGGACAAAUGUCAUCUUCGGAAGACACAUAUACAGAACCGCAAUAUACAACAGACGCGUCAGCAACACAACCAAUGAGCCAAGGACCUUCCCCAUAUAUAACCAGACAAACGUCAUGGUCGGAAAUGACAUAUACAGAACCGCAAUAUACAGCAGAUACCACAACCUUAAAGCAAACAACAAGGCAGACAAAUGCAUCACCCACACUUCUUCAAGAUGGGGCCAAUCAAAUGGUUUCCAAAAGUAUUAUAGACAAUCAGCACUUCCGCGGUACUAUAGGCAUUACUGUGCCGAUUGGAGUCAUUGUUAUUCUGACUGUAACCAUUGUUCUUAUACUGCUCAAGAGAAGGGGAUUGCUUCCGUGCAUUAAACGCAGAAGUGCCGACAAAUCCUCUGAUAAACUUGCAGGUAAAGCAUCCAAUCAAGAUUCAAGUGAUGACAAUGGUGAGGUUCACAACUACUUUGUACAAGAGAAAUGUGUACAGGGAAACACCGAAACAUUCGAUCAUUCGGGACAUUAUAAUUACAUUGAAAUUACGUUGAAAAUGGAUGGUGAAACUUAA